AUGGAGGUUACCCCAACUCGGUUGCCUGCCCGACGAGGGCAAGGGAGCCCGCCUGAUGAUUCUCCGCCCAAAAAGACUCCUCGCCGCCUACCGGGGCCCAAACUAAAGCCUUUAGGGCAGCGUAAAGUAACCCCAACCAAAGGGAUCUCGCGCGUAACGAGGUCCUAUUCCCGAGUUGCUCGAGUGCGGGCGCUCGAAUAUAUGUAUCGGGAACGGAAAACGGAGGUUCUAAUUCUCGCAAAGGGAAAGGCGCGCGCCCAACGGCGGAAAAGCUAUUUCGGACUUAAAAAAGUGGUAGAUAUCGUUAGCAUUAAUCCAAAAAGCGGGCUUAUAAAGGUAAAAAGGAUUCGCCCGUAUACGUACGACGAGGUUGCCAAUAUCUUUAAAAUACCCAACGGUAGCACCGUAGCUAUUUGGCUUACCGCGCAGCGCUUGUGGGAAGAGCUUUACGAACCCAACACCAACGGUAAAAUAACGAGGUUCCGGUUUACCAACGGAUGGUUUGGAAGCUUUCGAAAGCGUUGGGGUUUUUCGCUGCAGCGCGUUACCAAAAUCUUUACCAAAUUACUUGCGGAUUGCGUUAAAGUCGCUAAGCGCUUUCUUUGUUACCGACGAUUCCCAAAGCGUUUUAUCGCCAACUUCGACGAAAUUCCCGUACCUUACGAAUACGCGCCCGGCCAAACCUACGAGCGCUACGGUGCUAAAAUUGUUGGCAUUAAAGUAACGCGCGUCGCCGUGCGCUUUAACGAGAUUGCUUAUAAUAACGAGGAUUUUUUCGCUUGGUGGCUUAAAAAGGAAUUGCUGCCCGCUUUCGAAGGCCGCCCAGGGCUGAUUGUUAUGGACGUGGCCGCUUUUUAUUACCCAGCACGCAUUAAAUUCCUCCUUAUUAAGUACGGCGUUUACGUUGCUUUGAUUCCUUUCGGCAUAAUUUUAAUCCUGCAACCUUUCGAUACUGCAGUUAAUGGGCCCAUGAAAAAGCACCUCCGCGAGGCCACAAAAAAGCGCGUUUUCGAGCGUGCGCGCCACCUGCCGCCAGGUGAACUCCCUACCUUCACUACCUCCGAGAUGCGCGUUAUUGCUACCGAGGCCGCGGCGGCUGCCUGGGCAGUUAUAAAGCUCCCAGCGAGCAAAAAGAUGAUUAGCAAAGCGUUUUUUGAUUGCGGGAUUACUUUACGGCCCAACGGCACCCAAGACAACCUUUUUCGGCUUAAGGAUAUACUUGCCGAAUUUAUUAACCUAACCAAUUGGGAAAAGCACGUCGACGAGUUUUACUUGCGCUUUAAUUACAAUUUCGCCGGCCUGCCCGAAGAAGUUAUCGGCAAUUUCGAAAACGAACGCGGGGACUUCGAAGCAAUUACCAACCGGGAUUUGCGAUACCGGUGCAUUGCCAACGGCCUAUUUAAAAGCGGCAAUAAAAAGCAAUUGGUUAAGCGAUUUUUGGCCUGGCAGGAAGCCUAG
This is a messenger RNA of Gaeumannomyces tritici R3-111a-1, 1458 nucleotides long. RefSeq lists its product as hypothetical. NCBI's taxonomy places the organism in Eukaryota, Fungi, Ascomycota, Sordariomycetes, Magnaporthales, Magnaporthaceae. The transcript is spliced from 6 exons. Bases 1 to 1458 code for a protein of 485 amino acids. The record is from RefSeq and is a predicted model, not a curated record.